Messenger RNA from Drosophila persimilis, 1664 nucleotides. RefSeq lists its product as uncharacterized. Lineage: Eukaryota; Metazoa; Arthropoda; Insecta; Diptera; Drosophilidae. Gene Ontology annotation, biological process: protein polyubiquitination; protein monoubiquitination. The record is from RefSeq and is a predicted model, not a curated record. Gene Ontology annotation, molecular function: ubiquitin protein ligase activity. The transcript has 2 exons. Bases 157 to 1146 code for a protein of 329 amino acids.
UGAUUCAGAGGCUUGUGGAACUUAAGCCGAGAAGCGCAUUGGAAGCGCAGCUGCAGCUGGCAUUAUCAGCAGAAAAUAGUAGUAUUUUUUUCAAUCCGGAUCGAGAAUCGACUCAGCAAAGUUCGGUUUAGCAAAUAGCAGAAUUUCGCCAGGAAUAUGUCUACGCGUCAAGUGAUCUCGUGGCGCAUCUACGUGUAUGCCAAUUCUUUGUACUCGCUGCCACCACGGCAGACGCGCAGCUUCCGCGAGUGGAGCCCUCAGGCGCUCAGAAACGAUCCGUGUGCGAUUCAUCGCAUCAUGGACUGGGCGAACCGCGAUACAUCUGUGGUCGUACGCAGCAGCGAGGCGGAGAUGGUGAAAGCUUACGAGGCGGUGCACGGCAUGCUGUCGCAUGUCAGCAUGCAGAGCCCCGAGUUCCAGAACACUUUGCUUACCUUCUUUGGGCCCAAGACAAAUCAGUUUAUCCACGAGCUGAUCAACUUUGCCCGCUCGCCGUACGACGAUCCGAUCGCCUACGAGUUGAACGUAAAGUAUCGCGCUGUGCACGAUGUGCCGGAUGAUGGAAAUGAUGUGGAAAUGCCGUGCACCUCGGCGGAGGCUCUUAAAAAGGAGCAGGCGAGGGCAGUGCGGCAUAGCUUUGUGGAGUUCGCCACUCGCAUGAAUAACGAUGACUGUCUUAGCUUCGACGCGGACAUGAAGCUCGAGGAAGAAGAUUGCUACGCCAUAGACGAGUUGGUCGUCAGCAGGGCUCAGAGAAGCAGUCCCGCGCUAAUAGGCCUUUCGGAAGCGGUGGCUGCUGGAUAUGCUCAGAUGCCCGAACCGCAACAGCUGUCGCCAAUACAAGAGCAGCCACAGCAGCAACAGCAGCAGCAGCAUUCGGACCCUGCUUUGCAGGAGGCCCUAGCAAGGAGCGUGUUGGAUGUGGGUGGCAAUCGUCAGCGGAUGCGGUUGCAGCGCUGGCUUCCGGCAUCGCAGCCCUCGGGAACGCUCCCGAACUGGAUGGCAGUUCGGGCUGAGCUGGAAGCUCGAAGGACUUUGGCUAAUUCUGCUUCUUCUACGGGUUCUAUUAGACGCACGCGCAGAAACGCCGUUGACCACGAGGCAGCUUGGGCCAAUAUUGCAGUGCCUAGGUUCAGUCGGGACUAACCCGAUCUUUGGUUAUAAUUACAUUUCAUUAUCUCGUUUGCUUCGCAAUAGCCCACAUACUAUAUCACACAACGAACUCUACGAAUUCCAAAUUAUUAAUACGCACAAAGGGCUCUAGGACCCUUCAUCAAAAAUUGAUAACGCCCAUCCGAAUGGCAACUGUAACCAUGACGGUAUUGGAUAACUGAAAACGGAUUGGCCAUCAAUAAAAGGGCGAACCGUAGAAAACGGUGUACCAAAUAUGCCUCCAACGCAUAUUUUGUGCUUCGCAACACGGCACGGUCCUUUGUCUUAAUUUUUCGAGAAUAAAAAGGUAGCUCCUGCCACACCACGCCCCCGCUCCACCUCUAUCCCAUGUCACACGGCGUCGAGUCCGGGCCCCGGCUGGUUGGCAGCGCAUGAAAAAUUGAAUUACACGCACUUUUGCGCAUAAACGAGAGAAGAAAUAAAAAAAAAAUUUGAACAAAACAAAAAAAAUUAAGAACCGAUUACCAUCGAUGUACAAAUACCCUUUCAGU